UAGCAUCACGAUUGUAAAGAACAAACCUACUCCUCUUGAAAUCGUCUACAUGCGAUUUAUGCCGUUGUAGGAACUGAAUGUUGCUGAGGUUCAACUAGACCGGAAAUGCUGCCUUCAGUCUUUGUACGACUAAGGGGGGUGGGGAAGAAGCUUGGGCUGUCGACACAGCACAUUUAUUCAGCGUAUUAAAAAUUAAAACGUGUGAGAGUUUUCUUGAGAAAAGUUUUAACACCCUUUUUAAAGGCUGUUGUGUGUUGUUUUAGUACUUUCGUGUUUCUAUAGUAUUAGAGCAUAGUAUGAAAACGUGUGCCAGAGAGCACGCUUUCGAGAUGCUGGGCAAUUAAUUAUAUAGGUCUUUAGCACGACUUUCAGAAACAACACCAAAAAAGGCCAGAAAGAAUAAGAUAAACAAUUUUAAUGACCAAUCAGAGAAAACAUCCUGGUGCAAGGUUUAAUAAAAAGCAGCGUUUUUCGCGGGGAGAGUUAGAUACAACUAUGGCGUUUCGGGGGAUGCAAAAGGUUGCUAUAGCACAGCUAACUAUCGGCUCUCUCGUGCUUAUAUUUGGGAUUGUAAAUCAGGUCACGUACAAAAACAGACUUGUUGCAAGAAUCCACGACACAUAUGGCCCAUUAAAAGUCGAUGACACAAAGGAGUUUGCUGCAAAAUAUGCCAUUGGAAUCUGGGGCGGUAUUUGGAUAUUGAUAAAUGGAACGAUUGGCUGGUUGUGCUGUAAGCAACAACCACCGAGGCCAUUCAUAGCCAAACUAUUGGUUGCGAGUUUCGCUUGUUCUAUCCUCGCGUUUGCUAUCGCCGUAACUGCCGUUGCCCUAUACGCUGUGGUUCUCCACGAGUGGUACGGAAAGCAUUCGAAAGGCUGCGAACUGUAUCAGUAUCUUUCAUUCGUCACAAGAAAUGGCAAGUUUGAGAAAGACUGUUACGUGGGCCUCAUGCUAAAUAUUCUACUCAUCAUUUGCUUUGUUUUGGAGCUUAUAUUGAGCGUCUUGUCAGCGGCUUUCAGCGUGUUUGGCUUCAGGGAGACGCAACAAGCCGCGCAAGAUCAAGGGCGGCUCCCCAACCCAGUUGUGAUUACCCAGGGUCCCGUUGGAGCUCCGACAAGCUUCAUUCAACAGCCUCUUGUAUACUUCACUUGUCCACCACAACAGGGUGACCAACCGAGCAAGGAACCAGCUGUGGCCUGCACAAACCCAGCAUUUACGUCCAACCCCUGAUGAUAACACACCUGUGUAAUUUGUGCAAAAGUUGGUUUGUACUUGAUUACAAGACAACAAGUCAUCUAUAGAACAUCGCAAGUUUGUUAUUCUAGUAAUGAGACAAAGUAAAAUGGCAAUCGUGUGGACUAUCAUCUAUUUAAUCAGUUAGCGUUUAAGAAGUACUAAGGGCGAAGGCGCUUCUCUAUUAGAUCUCUUUCGUAGCGAAGCUUUAAAAAGUUGAGUAAAAUUAAGUUGAGUUUUCGGAAACCAUCGCAAUCAUCGAAAUUUGACAACAUUCCAGCCGCCAUCUUGGAAGGGCGAAGAAUUGGGGUGAGAAAACAAACAAUUAUGUAAACAUUAUCCGGGGAGAGAAGCAGGACCAAGAGAAUUGGAUUGGGAUAUCCGACAAUGGACUGAUCCUUCUGUAGCGGGAAGCCUUGAGGAUAUAAAACAAAGUCUUCAUCCAGGAUCUUGGAAUAUGUUUGCAUUAUCUGGUGAUUGUAGAAUAAGAAAAAUAAGCUACCUAUAUAAAAGAACUACGCCUGACA
Messenger RNA from Nematostella vectensis (starlet sea anemone), 1760 nucleotides. RefSeq lists its product as uncharacterized. The record is from RefSeq and is a predicted model, not a curated record. The transcript has 6 exons. NCBI's taxonomy places the organism in Eukaryota, Metazoa, Cnidaria, Anthozoa, Actiniaria, Edwardsiidae. Bases 418 to 1230 code for a protein of 270 amino acids. Gene Ontology annotation, cellular component: membrane.